AUGAUUCAAAGGCAACAAACCCAGUACAACUGUCUUUGGAUUGUUAAUACGGAUCACUCGUUUGGAGGAACUUCUGAAUGGAGGGAGAGGAUUGCACGACUAGUCAACGAACCAGAACCUCGAUUUUUGCUCACUUCACUGAACAAGCCAGGCCUGGAUAUUCGAAGUAUUAUCAACUCCUUUUUUCUGGAUAUCUCGGAAAACUUCCAGUUUAGGAUUGAGAAGGACUUUCUCGGCGAUCGGGUCUCUCCCGGUACAACACCAAGUACGACGCUAGGGGAGGGAUACGGAGUGGAGGGGAAGUCGACCAAUAGGGAAGGUUCGAGUACAUUGUACGAAAUGAGCAAAUCAAACGAAACAAGUGGUUGGUACUCGGACGAUGAAGAGCAAGCAUGUGCAGAAUGGAGAGCCUGUUGGAGCACCAAUGUUCAGUGGCUUCGACGCCUCUGUUUCGGUUGUCGCCAAUUAUGGAAAUUCAUGGCGAGGAUGUUGGAAAAGGGGCAGGAGUGCACCGUCUAUCCUUCGACAGAAGAGCUUUGGAAACACACUGAAGUGAGACAUCGCGACAAAAUCCUAGCAUACCCGGGCGAGCUUCAGCAGUUUCGAGAAACGCUCGAGGAAGAUUCAGUAGUAAAGAGACCUUCCAAAGAUGAAUCCUUCCCCAGAAAACAUGCUCAGAUUGAUGGAGCGACGGAGGCCGAACGAUCUGUAUCCAAACAGCCGCUCAACGCUCCCCAACCUAGUCGAUCGCUUUCCGGCCUUCAAGCAUUAAGCCUGAGACCAAAUGAGGAUAUUACUAUGGAGGAUGAAGAAAUUACAACAGACCAACCGCGCAAGAGAGCUGCUGUAGGAGAUGGUAUAUCAGCAGGUUCAGCAUCGCCAUUCCGCGAAGCCUCGGAUUCUCCCCCGCCACGAAGAUCUUUAGCUCGACCAACCUCUGGACCAACUUCCACAUCAGAUACGGAAACUCGGCGACAGGCUACAAAGGGACAACUGUGGACCCCUGAUCAAGACUCGCCAUUCACAAGAUCAUCCUUUGAUCCCUCCAACAUUACUUCUAUACAAACCUCAAAGUCUCGAGCUCAAGGCUUCAAACCAGCCAAUCGAAGACCUACAAAGACAUCUCCACCUCAAACCACACCCCGGUCAGCACCUCAAACAAUUCAGCAGCACCACCACCACCAUCAUCAUGCUCCGGCCAAUGCCCCAUCUGCAAUCUUGUCCAACAGGACAACCUCGGAAACUGAAUCAAGAUCCCAAAAUGUACCUUAUAGUAUUAUUCUUCAGUUAGAGGCAAGACCUAUCUCUCAAGAAGAACUUGUAGCAGAGGUCAAAGGUAUAUAUGCCAGUCUUGUGAUAGUUGAAGCUAAGUGUAUCGAAGUUGAUAAUAAGCAAGCUACACUUGCGCAGAGCAAUCCUUCUACACAACCGAAACUCAACAAUGAGCAAUAG
This is a messenger RNA of Sclerotinia borealis F-4128, 1452 nucleotides long. NCBI's taxonomy places the organism in Eukaryota, Fungi, Ascomycota, Leotiomycetes, Helotiales, Sclerotiniaceae. The record is from the annotation of a GenBank genome assembly.